AUGUUGUCGAAGCUCAUCCGCCGCAUGCGCGGAAGCAAGAAGGACUCCGAUGUCGCCCAACUCCUGCCGAUGAUCGACCGCCUCUCCAAUCAGAGAGCGACCCUUCAACAGGAUCUCUCCGAAGCAUCCGAGACGAUCAGCUCGCUCAGGGCGCAACUUGCAGAGUACGAUCUCCUGGUGACACAUCUGCAAUCCCGGACCCACAUGUCUACUACCCCUCCGACGCCACAUACGGAUGACAUCCAGACAAGUAUCCAAGAAGGCCCAGACACCUGGAUCGCUAACAUCUGGCUCUCCUCCGACAACGAGUCAGGACCCCUCGCAAAAGCAGAACAACAAUGGCAAGACGGAUGCCCCGAUUUCGCCAUGGACAUUGUCUCGCGCGCGAUCUGCACCGAUCCAUUCCUCCCCCCAGUCGAAGAGAUCCGCUGUCGCAUCUUUGUAGCCGCAGUCCUACACUCGCUGGGACGUUACGAAGAAUCCAACAAGCGCGUGGAUGUUGCCCUUCAGAUGCUCUCGCGCCAUGACCUCUUUGACAGCUCACACACCCGGCACUUCACCGGCGUGGCGCAUUACAUCCGUGGACGGAACCUACUGACCCUGAAAGAAUUCACCGAGGCUUACUGGUCGCUCGCCCGCGCGCUGUGCACGCCUGGGUACCACACCAAGUCUCGCCACUACCAGCGGAAAGCCAUUGAAGAUUUUACCCGCGAAGAGGCUGUGGAUGGACACAGUGUCUCUUCGAAGGCAUCCAUUCGUCCCCUGCUUGGAUCGGCUGACAGCAGAAGCUCACUCUGUCUAGUUUCCCCUGAUCUCUCCUCGCAGACCUCGCCUGACCACACCAUGGAGACAACCGUUUUCACUGUGCGAGAACCCGCAUGCUCUCCGGCUCGAUCGAUCGAUGAAACGGUUUUUGCUGAUUUUUCUACAGUUGUGUCCGUAUCUGAUGUAGAGAAAUAG
Messenger RNA from Penicillium riverlandense, 960 nucleotides. RefSeq lists its product as uncharacterized. The transcript has a single exon. NCBI's taxonomy places the organism in Eukaryota, Fungi, Ascomycota, Eurotiomycetes, Eurotiales, Aspergillaceae. Gene Ontology annotation, molecular function: protein binding. Bases 1 to 960 code for a protein of 319 amino acids. The record is from RefSeq and is a predicted model, not a curated record.